UCGAGCGGGAGCAGAGGAGGCGAGGAAGGAGGGCCAGAGAGGCAGUUGGAAGAUGGCGGACGAGGCGGCGCUCGCCCUUCAGCCCGGCGGCUCCCCGUCGGCUGCGGCGGCCGAGAGGGAGGCCGCUUCGCCGCCUGCUGGAGAGCCGCUCCGCAAGAGGCCGCGGAGAGACGGCCCCGGCCUCGGGUGGAGCCCGGGCGAGUCCGGCGGGCCGGCCCCCGAGCGUGAGGUGCCGGCGGCGGCGGCCGGGAGCUGCCCGGCUGUGGCGGCGGCGCUGUGGCGGGAGGCGGAGGCGGCGACGGCGACGGGCGGGGAGCGAGAGGCCCAGGCUGUGGUAGCGGCCGGAGGAGACAAUGGGCCCGGCCUGCAGGGCCUACCCCGGGAGCCGCCGCCAGCCGACGAUUUCUGCGAAGACGAAGACGACGACGACGAGGGCGAGGAGGAGGAAGAGGCGGCGGCGGGGAUUGGGUACAGAGAUAAUCUCCUGUUCAGUGAUGAAAUUAUCACUAAUGGCUUUCACUCGUGUGAAAGUGAUGACGACGAUAGAGCCUCACAUGCAAGCUCUAGUGACUGGACUCCAAGGCCGCGGAUAGGUCCAUAUACUUUUGUUCAGCAGCAUCUCAUGAUUGGCACAGAUCCUCGAACAAUUCUUAAAGAUUUACUACCAGAAACAAUUCCUCCGCCUGAACUGGAUGAUAUGACACUGUGGCAGAUUGUUGUUAAUAUCCUUUCAGAACCACCAAAAAGGAAAAAAAGAAAAGAUAUUAAUACAAUUGAAGAUGCCGUGAAAUUACUGCAAGAGUGCAAAAAAGUAAUAGUUCUAACUGGAGCUGGGGUGUCUGUUUCAUGUGGAAUACCUGACUUCAGGUCAAGAGAUGGUAUAUAUGCUCGCCUUGCAGUAGACUUCCCAGAUCUUCCAGAUCCUCAAGCAAUGUUUGAUAUUGAAUAUUUCAGAAAAGAUCCUCGGCCAUUCUUCAAGUUUGCAAAGGAAAUAUAUCCUGGACAGUUUCAACCGUCUCUCUGUCACAAAUUCAUUGCUUUGUCAGAUAAAGAAGGAAAACUUCUUCGCAACUAUACCCAGAACAUAGACACUCUUGAACAGGUUGCAGGAAUCCAAAGGAUAAUUCAGUGUCAUGGUUCCUUUGCAACAGCAUCUUGCCUGAUCUGUAAAUACAAAGUUGACUGUGAAGCUGUACGAGGAGAUAUUUUUAAUCAGGUAGUUCCUCGAUGUCCUAGGUGCCCAGCUGAUGAACCACUUGCUAUCAUGAAACCAGAGAUUGUCUUUUUUGGUGAAAACUUACCAGAACAAUUUCAUAGAGCCAUGAAGUAUGACAAAGAUGAAGUUGAUCUCCUCAUUGUUAUUGGGUCUUCCCUGAAAGUAAGACCAGUCGCACUAAUUCCAAGCUCCAUACCCCACGAAGUGCCUCAGAUAUUAAUUAACAGGGAACCUUUGCCUCAUCUACAUUUUGAUGUAGAGCUUCUUGGAGACUGUGACGUCAUAAUUAAUGAACUGUGUCAUAGGCUAGGUGGUGAAUAUGCCAAACUUUGCUGCAACCCUACAAAGCUUUCAGAAAUUACUGAAAAACCUCCACGAACACAGAAAGAGUUGGUUCAUAUGUCAGAGUUGCCACCAACACCUCUACAUAUUUCAGAAGAUUCAAGUUCACCAGAAAGAACUUCACCAACAAAUUCUUCAAUGAUUGUUAAGCUUAUCGACCAAGCAACUAAGAGUAAUGUGGCCGAUUCAGAUGUCUCUCAAUCAAAAGUUUGUAUGGAAGAAAAAUCACAGGAAGUACAGACUAAUCCUAGGAAUACUGAAAGUGUAGCUGAACAGUUGGAAAAUCCGGAUAUGAAGAGUGUUGGUUCCAAUACUGGGGAGAAAAAUGAACGAACCUCAGUUGCUGACACAGUGAGAAAGUGCUGGCCCAGCAGAACUGCAAAGGAACAGAUUAGUAAACGGCUCGAUGGUAAUCAGUAUCUGUUUUUACCACCAAAUCGUUAUAUUUUCCAUGGCGCUGAGGUAUAUUCAGACUCUGAAGAUGAUGUCUUAUCCUCUAGUUCUUGUGGAAGUAACAGUGAUAGUGGGACAUGCCAGAGUCCAAGUUUAGAAGAACCACUGGAGGAUGAAAGUGAGAUUGAAGAAUUCUACAAUGGCUUGGAAGAUGAUGUUGAUGUUCCAGAGAGACCUGGAGGAACUGGAUUUGGGGCUGAUGGAGGUCUUCAAGAGGCAGUUAAUGAAGCUGUAGCUGUGAAACAGGAAGCAACAGAUGUCAACUAUCCAUCAAACAAAUCAUAAUGUUGCAGCUGUCCAGGUACAGGAAUUGUUCCACCAGCAUUAGGAACUAUAGCAUGUCAAAGUGAAUGUUUACUUGUGAACUCAAUAGAGAAGGAAACCAGAAAGGUGUAAUAUUUAUAGACUGGUAAAAUAGGUGGUUUUUCAUGGAUAAUUUUUUAACUUUAUUAUUUCUGUACACGCAACACUAACUUUUUUGUUUUGAAAGAAAGGUACUAAGUAUCUUUAACCAGAUGUUGGUCAAGACUUUUCACUUUCUUUCAAGGGUUCGUUUGUAUGAUACAUCCAUAUGUAUAUAUAAUUUUUUUGCCUAGUGAGUUUCAACAUUUUAAAUGCAAAAAGCCAUUGGAAUGUUAAAUUAAUGUAAAGGGAACAGCUUAUCUAGACCAAAGAAUGGUAUUUUCACACUUUUCUUUAUAACAUUGAAUGAUUUGAAGUCCUCAAAAUCUGUUCUGCUAUACUUUUGAUUUUUUAGCACAAUUAUCUAUUUUUAAACACUGGCAUUUUCCAAAACUUGUGGCAGCUAACUUUUUAAAAAUCUGAAAUGACAUGCAACUUGAAUAGAAUGAAGUCAACAAUAUGCGGGAAGGCACUCAGUUUAUCUUUAUGUAAAAGAAAGACUUGGUGCUAAGCAUUUCAGGAAUAUUGUAUCUGUUCAAAUGAAGAUGGCUUUUGUACUUCCUGAGGACAUGUAGUAAUGUCUAUAUUGGCUCAUAAAACUAACCUGAAAAACAAAUGCUUUGGAAAUGUUUCAGUUGCUUUAGAAACAGUAGUGCCUGCCUGGACCCCCUUAGUUUUGAAAUAUUUGCCAUUGUUUAAAUACCUAUCACUGUGGUAGAGCUUGCAUCAGUCCUUCCUGUUCUGUAAGUAUUAAACUGCCAAGAUGUGAAUAUGCAAAGCUUUUCUGAAUCUAUAGUUAUGGUACUUCUACAGGGCAGAGUGUAAUAUUUUGGACUGCUGUUUUUCCAUUAAUGAGGAGAGCAACAGGCCUGUGAUUACAGUUCCAAAGUAAUACGAUGUUAAUUUUAACUCAGCCAGAAAGUACAUGUCUCCUUUGGGAGGAUUUGGUGUAAUAAAUACCAAACUGCUGGCCUAGUGUUAUGGAAGGUGAACAUGAAAUAACUUGUAAUAGCAGAACAGUUAAUGAAUGAAACUAGUUCUUACAAUGUAUAUUUAAAAGCUUAGCCUGCCUUAAGACUUAGAGAUCAACUUUCUAAGCUGCAGAAGCUUCUAGCCUUUCAAAAAAGUUCAUACUUUAUUAUAAAAUUGCACAGCACACAUUUAUUUUCCAGACCUUUUUUGAACAUUACUCCAAUUAUAAAGUAUAAAGCAUUUCUGUGUUGGCUUAGUAUUUAUUACAAGAAAAGGGGUUUGAAAUACAGCUGUUCUUUAUGCAUAAAAUACCCAGCUAAUACCAUUACUGUCAGAAAAAAGUUGUACUGAAUGGACAUUUCCCUACCUAAGAAGUCUCAAUCCGCAUUUAUUUGGCUACACUAAAGAAUGCAGUAUAUUUAGUUUUCCAUUUGCAUGAUGUGUUUGUGCUAUAGAUGAUAUUUUAAAUUGAGAAAUUUGUUUUAAAUUAUUUUUACAGUGAAGACUGUUUUCAGCUCUUUUUAUAUUGUACAUAGUCUUUUAUGUAAUCUACUGGCAUAUGUUUUGUAGACUGUUUAAUGACUGGAUAUUCCACAACUUUUGAAAUACAAAACCAGUGUUUUAUACUUGUAUACACUGUUUUAAAGUCUAUUAAAAUUGUCAUUUGACUUU
Lepus europaeus (European hare) is the source of this 4057-nucleotide messenger RNA. RefSeq names its product sirtuin 1 (gene SIRT1). The record is from RefSeq and is a predicted model, not a curated record. The transcript has 9 exons. Lineage: Eukaryota; Metazoa; Chordata; Mammalia; Lagomorpha; Leporidae. Gene Ontology annotation, molecular function: NAD+ binding. Bases 53 to 2296 code for a protein of 747 amino acids.